This is a messenger RNA of Venustampulla echinocandica, 1083 nucleotides long. RefSeq lists its product as uncharacterized. The coding region runs from base 1 to 1083 and encodes 360 amino acids. NCBI's taxonomy places the organism in Eukaryota, Fungi, Ascomycota, Leotiomycetes, Helotiales, Pleuroascaceae. Gene Ontology annotation, biological process: mRNA export from nucleus; mRNA processing. Gene Ontology annotation, cellular component: THO complex part of transcription export complex. The record is from RefSeq and is a predicted model, not a curated record. The transcript has a single exon.
AUGGCUUCAUUCCAACCUCUUGAACCUCGAGAGGAAGAUGAACUUCACAAAAGCCGUCUCCUAAAUGUCGAAGAGAAACCCUUCAAACGUAUCACCAAACGCCUUCUCGCCCCAGGCUCCCUUGUUUCCACACCAAGCAAAUUGCCCACUCCACCACCCGACAAUGUGGACGAAGGAGCUGCGGCCCAAGAGGUGGAGGCGGAGCGCCAAAAACAAUUAGAAGACCGUCGACAGUUUCGCGAAGAUAUCCUCCUCGACUUUGCCGCGUUCGACAGCAGCAUUGCGCGAAUUCAAUUCCUGUACAACAGUAACGAGCGCGAGCGCGAACGGUACAAGGCCGACAAACGGCGGAUAUUAGACACGGCUCAGGCAGUGCGAGAUAAUACUACGCAGCUGAGGAUACAACUUGAGGAGGCGAAGAAGACGCUAGAGCAAAGAAAGAAGUUUGAUGAGUUGACCGAGAAGAUUACGAAUAAUAAGUUGUUACGACCCAGGGGAGAUCAGGAAAUCAACCUUAGGAAAUUGGAGGAGGAAUGCAGAGAGUUGGAGAGGGAAAGUGCUGCGUAUGCGGAGACUUGGAAGGAGCGGAGAGAGCAAUUUGGGCGGAUUGUGGAGGAGGGUAUGCAGUUAAGGCGACUUAUCAGGGACGAGAAGGAAGAAGUUGAGCGACGAGAGGGUAUGGAUGGCGGCGAAGAGGAUGGAGAGGUGGGUGAAGAAUCCGGCGGUAGUCCAACGCCAAAGCAUACCAGUAUCAGUGGGAACGCGACGCCCAAGCCUGAUGCUCCGGGCCACAGUAGUCUUGAUACAGGCUUGAAGCCAAGACCACUCCGUUCUGGGUCUUUGUCGAGGGCAACAAGCAGGGGGCCAUCGCCCGAUCCAUCAGACCGACGAAGAGAGGGAUCUACCAUGCGGGAAGAUUCAGUAAUGUCGGAAGUGGGAACGAAGACGAUAGAUUCGAACGCUACAGCGGAUACGCCAAUGGCUGAGGUAGAGACCCCGAGAGUGACUGUUAACGAGCCAGCCUCCGAUAGCCAAGUAACAGCUGAGGAAGGCGAGGCUGAAGACAAGAUGGACACAACAUAG